This is a messenger RNA of Rosa chinensis, 3554 nucleotides long. RefSeq names its product pentatricopeptide repeat-containing protein At1g05750, chloroplastic. Lineage: Eukaryota; Viridiplantae; Streptophyta; Magnoliopsida; Rosales; Rosaceae. Gene Ontology annotation, biological process: RNA modification. The coding region runs from base 341 to 1879 and encodes 512 amino acids. The record is from RefSeq and is a predicted model, not a curated record. Gene Ontology annotation, molecular function: protein binding; RNA binding. The transcript has 5 exons.
UAAAAACAGAAAAACAAAAACCAAAAAGAAAAUAAGAAUCGGUCGGACUCAAUAUCCCCUUCUUCCCUCUCAAAGGCUCCGGACCAGAGGCUCACGUCGACUUCUGAACUCAACCGCUAAAACCCAAUUCAUCAGUUCCCAUACUUGUGUCAAUAUAAUCCGUAAGCAUCUUCCUUCUCCAUCCAUCUUCUCUGUUGGGCCAUUUCUAGCUUCUUUUCUGUCCAAUUCGUUAACUCUGCUUUCAAAUAACCAGGUUCAGCUUCUGACCAUUUAGAAACUACAAAGGGUCUCUUAGAUACAAGUAUUCCUUCGCUUUUGCUUCCUUCUCCUAUUUCAGACAAUGAUUCUCCCCGCCUGCACGGCAACCCCAAUUCAACUUCCCAAACAACACCCACUCACCACUACUCCACACCCAUCUCAGUCCACCUCUCCCAAUCCAAAACAUGACAAAAAACACUCGGUUUCGCUGAAAAACAGGAAUGAACAUAUGGACCAAACUGUGUUAUGGACCUCUUCUAUAUCCCAACGCUGCCGAAGUGGUCAGCUGUCUCAAGCUGUUUCACAGUUCAUCCAAAUGAGACAAGCCGGGGUCGAACCAAACCACAUCACAUUCGUUACACUCUUCUCCGGCUGUGCUCACUUUCCAGCUAAAGCACCAUUGUUUGGGGCCUCGCUUCAUGCUUAUGCGUCUAAAUUGGGCUUAGAUAGGACUAAUGUGAUGGUGGGGACAGCACUAGUUGAUAUGUAUGCAAAGUCUGGUCGGGUGGAGCUUGCUAGAUUGGUUUUUGGUGGGAUGGAGGUGAAGAAUUCAAUGUCUUGGAAUACUAUGAUUGAUGGGUAUAUGAGAAAUGGAAAUGUGAGGGAUGCAGUUGAGGUGUUUGAUGAAAUGCCUGAGAGAGAUGCUGUUUCGUGGACCGCUUUGAUUGGUGGGUUUGUGAAGAGACGCCGGUUUGAGCAAGCGCUGGAGUGGUUUCGUGAGAUGCAGGUGUCCGGUGUGGAACCGGACUAUGUGACUAUAAUUGCUGUGAUUGCUGCUUGUGCUGAUUUGGGAACUCUUGGUUUAGGCUUCUGGAUAAACCGGUUUGUUAUGAAGCAAGACUUUAGACACAAUAUUCGGAUAAGUAACUCGUUGAUUGAUAUGUAUUCCCGAUGCGGAUGUAUUGAUUUUGCUAGGCAAGUGUUUGACAACAUGCCUGAUCGGACCUUGGUUUCAUGGAACUCUAUGAUUGUGGGUUUUGCCGUGAAUGGGCAUGCAGAGGAAGCUCUUGUGUUCUUCAACCUGAUGCAGAAGGAAGGGUUCAAGCCGGACGGUGUCAGCUUCACUGGGGCUCUUACUGCAUGCAGCCAUGCUGGUUUAGUCGAUGAGGGGCUACGUUUCUUUGAUAACAUGAAGAGAAUACACAAAAUAACCCCGAGAAUUGAGCAUUAUGGCUGCAUAGUUGAUCUCUAUAGCCGUGCAGGGAGGCUGGAAGAUGCCUUGAAUGUAAUAGAGAACAUGGCGAUGAAGCCAAAUGAAGUUGUUUUGGGUUCUUUGCUAGCUGCUUGUAGAACUAGUGGAAAUAUCAACUUAGCCGAAAGACUGAUGAAGUACCUGUUCGAGUUGGAUCCUGGUGUUGAUUCGAAUUAUGUGCUACUUGCCAACAUAUAUGCAGCAGAUGGUAGGUGGGAUGGUGCAAACAAGGUUAGAAAAACUAUGAAAGACCUCGGAAUCCAGAAGGUGCCAGGAUUUAGUUCAGUUGAGAUUGACUGUGAUAUUCAUGAAUUUGUGGCCGGUGAUAAAUCCCAUGUUGAUGCAGAGUAUAUAUAUUCAACACUAGAGCUUCUAUCUUUUGAGCUCAAAUUAUGUGGGUAUGUUCCUGAACACAUUAUAAGGGAAUAAUACGAGCAUGACUAACACUUCUGGUAAUCUUGCAUAGUAAGAAGAAAUAUCCAAUACACUUCAUGAAUUGCAAGUUAGCUGGCCAGACUUACAUACACCAAUAUUUUAAAUCUUGUAAUAUUCUUCGGGGUGAUUACUUAUACGCAAAAGCUUUGGAUUUUGAGUUGGUUAAACUGAUGGGGAGAGCUCUGUUGAAAGAGCUUUCAGAGAUAUUUGGAUACCUUGCACCUGAAUACAAGAAGGAAAAAUGGUUGAAUGUAGAGACUGAACACCACAGUAUAGAGCAAGUCUACAGUCAUUCAACGAGAAGAUGAAAACCUACAAAGGGAUGAUCAGUCUAGAUGUAAUGUUGAGGUUGAAUAGGACACCAUUCUGGGAGAUCAUUUAUGUCUUCCAUCACGGACUUUUAAAAGACUGAGAAUGCAGAAAAGUAGAUGAGGACAUUCUGAGAAUGGUCAAGACAUACGACAUCAAUCAAAAAGGGUUUCUGCUUGGGGAAAGGAUACUGAAAAUAACCCGUGAAGAUGUAGCUAUCUGCCUUGGAAUGCGAUUGGAAUGAGUCACAUUCGAGCUAAACAAGCACCACCAGAAGCCAACGAAGAAUCGCAUCAUCGACAAGUAUUUUGGAGAUGCAAAGAAAGUGACAAAAGCGAUGGUUGAUAGUGCACUUGCCAAAUCUUUGAAAGACCCAAGCAAUCAAGACGCAAGUGAGGUGGCAUCGCUAAUUGUCAUGAGUCUGUUCUUAUCCUUCUUGUUCUGCACCUCAGGUUAUACAUUGUCCUAGAAGUUGGUAUAAAUUUGCACUUAAUGGAAUUCUUGGUGGCGAUAUUCAUGGGCAACCUUAGUACUAGACCACCUACACAAUGGUCUAAGUAACAAGCAGGAAGACAAAGAUGUCAAUUUGUCAGGUUGUUUGCUGCUAAUCAUGUAUUGGUUAGCUGAGAAGACAAAGAUGGGGAGGAGCAAUCAAGAGAAAUGAAUUAGGGUCGCCAAAUUUCAUAAGAUGGUCACUCAUCGAGCUGCACAAAGAAAUGGAGAAACUAACCAACGAGCAGACAGAGGAAAUGUUUGAUCGAAAGCUGACAGAGAAAGACUUGGAAGUGGAAAUGAAUGACAUGAGAGGAAGAAACAGAGGAGUGGCAUCAGAUGAAGAGCUGAGGGAGGAAGACUUUGUAACUCCAACUUUUGGAGAUUGGCACCAAAAAACCACCCAAGAACGGCGAAAAGAAGAAGCAGAAAGUCAGAAGAGAAUGAAGGACUUAAUAGGCUCGUUGGAAGAAGCAACAACUCAAACGAGUCUCUCACAAGAAGAAAACCAGAAAACUCAAGACUUGUUGAAGAAGUUAACCGAAGAGAAUGAAAAGCUAGCAAGACAGAAUGAUAGAUAUUGGGAGAUGUUGUACAAAUUCUUUGAGGAAGACAAUAUAGCAACAAGGAAGAUACAGAUCUUGUAGACAAAUUGACAUCGUUGUCUUCCUGCUUCUUACUUAGACCAUUGUGUAGGUGGUCUAGUACUAAGGUUGCCCAUGAAUAUCGUCGCCAAGAAUUCCAUUCGGUGCAAAUUUCUACCAACUUCCAGGACAAUGUAUAACCUGAGGUGCAGAACAAGAAGGAUACGAACAGACUCAUGACAAUUAGUGAUGCCAACUCACUUGCGACUUGAUUCCUUGGGUCU